CAAGGGUGCCUGUUUACUAAGCAAGGCGGAAGUCUUAGCCAUGAAAUAAGCUACUGGGGUUCUCAUAUUAUGAACCCAUCUAUCCUUUCGCAUGGACACACGUCGAUAUGGGUUUGGACUACAGAUUCAAACCAUACUUACAUCUCUCUCCCCGGAAAGACGACCUUUACAUACUUCAAAGGCGUCAUACAUCUCUACACAUCACUUCGUUUCCGCCUAUGACGGUCCAUCGCCGAGAUCGGCAUCUGUUUUUUUGGACCAUAGGCUUUUCAAAUGGCAUCAGUCUUUGUACAAAUCGGUUUCCUUCUGGUCAUUUCCUUUUUUUUUUUUUUUUUUUCAUUGGCUUCGGUACUCUAACUUGGCGGAGACCAUUACGACUUUACUAGGGUAUGAGUUCAUGACGACGAGAUACCCCCACGCAUUGCAUCGCCUUUUUCCUUCUGGAGUUUUUUUUCUUUUUUCCUUUCGGCUUUUUAUCCAUUCUGGUACUUUGACGUCAGACUGGAUUCGGUUUCUUUGCAACAGAAAAUACACAAAAACCCGGCAUAAAAAAAGGUAGUCAUUUCGCUGCUCGACCGGGCGAGCAACUCCUUUUUCUCGCGCCUAGCUAGCACCGACAACAUCUUGGCUAUGGUGACACCUAAGAUACGAUACUGUAU
Annulohypoxylon truncatum is the source of this 659-nucleotide messenger RNA. RefSeq lists its product as uncharacterized. The coding region runs from base 92 to 559 and encodes 155 amino acids. The record is from RefSeq and is a predicted model, not a curated record. The transcript has a single exon. Lineage: Eukaryota; Fungi; Ascomycota; Sordariomycetes; Xylariales; Hypoxylaceae.